This is a messenger RNA of Staurois parvus, 318 nucleotides long. The record is from the annotation of a GenBank genome assembly. Lineage: Eukaryota; Metazoa; Chordata; Amphibia; Anura; Ranidae.
GACUGCUCAAUUGUCAGUUAAAGUAAUCAGCACUGUAAUGCAAAAAAUGGCCUGGUCAGGAAGGGGGGUAAAUCCUCUGGAGGGCAAGUAGUUAAUAUCUGUCUGAGGUUCAGCCACUCACACUGUAUGUGUUCCCUGUGUUAAAAACUGAUAAAAUACCUUUUUCCUUUCGUUUAUUGAAUGGUCAUGUUACCUCAUUGCUGCUAUGUUUCAACCUGCAGGGCUAGAGUUGUGGGUGAGACAAAACUGAAGUGGGUGGGGGGCAGGGGCGGACUGACCAUUUGGAAACUUGGGCACUGCCCGAGGGCCUGGGGUCAG